AUGUGCAUACAUUGUCAUUCAACGUUCAACGAUGACGCCAAAGAAGAAGAAGGCUUCCGAGCGGGCCUUGAACGCGGCUUCCACAGGGAGAUAUUCCUUAUCCUCGGGUACCCUACACUUCCUUUCAUCGUAUCCCACGUCCGACCUCGUAUUCAGCUGUCCGCGUGCUGCGCGGCCGGUGGCCUUACCGCAAUGUCCAAGUUUAACGACGACUCUCAACGUCAGCCUGCUGAGGAAAUGGCAGGUGAUACGGCGUCUACUGCUCCAUUUACCCGUCCCAGGGAGUUCCUGGACCUGCCGCUUCCUGUUACACAGGCUAGUACAGCGGAUUCAGGCCGCCAAAAGAAGAGAAAAACAGCGCGCAUAGAUAUUCUCCGUGUAUAUUGGGUACGUUUCAUGAAGCGCGUGGGCACUGAGUCCCCAUCCACAUCCUCUGCCAUUGUGGACAGUGGUCUUGAUAGCAGUCAAAGUCGGCCAAGGACAGAGGAUGGUAGCGACGCUGACGAAGUAGACGAAAUUGUCGUGGACCGGGAUUGGACAGAGGAUAUGAAGAGCUCGCUCGACCACUCAGAACACGCUCCAGAAAAAUCAGGAGACAGUCACAUCGAGGGGGCUCAAGUCGGUGCGGGGACUGGUACAAGCGUCGGUCAUGAAAGUUUCACGUUCCCAGAUAAUGGUGGCCCUUUCCGCCAAUUUCUCAUUCUUCUUCGCUGGGAAGUUUGGCCAGCAGUGCAUAAAUUCUUCCACAUACGAUUUUAUGAUAAAAAGACGGAAGAACGAUAUCAGAAGGAGCGUUGGUUUAUUAGAAAGCCUUUAGCAAUUUGGUCAGCCAUAUUUUUCAUUGCCAACUGGGUCAUCGGAGCAUCAACAAUUGCCGCACCUAUCACCAUCCUCGAUAAGUCAUGGUUAUGGGGUGUCGUGCCUGCGCAUACUAUUCCUCUCCUUUUCUUGGUCGUAUUCGAUUUCCCACGCGACCGUCCUAUACCUUACCAGUUACUUUUGAUGAUCUCCACAUGGUCUUGGUAUGUGUGUGGAUAUUAUAAUACAGACAAUACAUGCGGGACAAAAGAUUAUCUCGCAACAUUCUACUACACAUCUGCAUUACAAACUAUUGCACUGUUUGGGAUGAGGAUGGAUAGAACGGCCGCUAUGGUGGGGUCACUAUCAUUCUUUAUCAUCUCAAGUAUUUUUUUCCUGCCAAACAAGCCAAUAUGGAUCAGGAACCUACUAAAUUUUCUCUUGUACCACACGUUCCUCUUGUUUGUUCAUUACAUGCACGAGAAUGUCCGGGUGCCCCUGAACACAGCCCGAACCGUGUCUGACACCCUCCUUAGCAAUCGCAUGGAUAGCGGUCGGUUCGAGAUCUUAUCUAAACCUUAUGCAUUUCAUGCUGUCAUGCGCUCGUUGUUCAUUCCACUGCGUAUGGCAACAGACGCCCGCAACCUUGAACUCGUCACGUAUCUCGACGAGACCAUCGACAAGGUUGCGCGACGAGCAGCUUACGAGGUGGCAGGCGAAAAUCUGGCAAAAUUAGAGAAGGAUUUGGACAACAAGGAGGACGGUAUCGUUCUUGGAGAUGCUACCAGGCUGCGACAAAUCAUCAAUAACCUCGCAAGGAGGAAGAGUGAAUUGCCAGAAUCUUCCGACAACCCAAGACCAAAGAUUGAUACAGGUGAGGACGCGAUCGAGGAGGUACUCUGCGCUCCUGUUGACGAUCCUGACCCUCUACCUACUCCGAUAACGAGCGGGGGACAAGGCAUGGAAUUAUCGACAAAGAAGGGCCCACUGAAGCGGAUCGUUGUGCGGAUUGAAGUUAGUGAUACCGGACAUGGAAUCCCGCCUAGGGAGAUGGCACAGGGCAAGCUGUUUUCUGCAUUCAAUCAAACAGAGCAAGGUAGACAACAAGGCGGCAAGGGCACCGGUCUUGGCCUGGCCCUCGUCCGACAGAUUGUGAGGCUGAGCGGCGGUAGGCUGGGUGUCCGUUCUAAAGUCGGUCAUGGGUCGACGUUCUGGGUCGAGUUACACCCGGAGUCAACUCUGCGCGAGAAACAGAGAACCUUUGAGCUAGCCGGGCCACUAUCAGUGGAUCUACUGACAAGCUGUGCCCCAACGCAGGCAGUCUCGACGAACAUUAUGCAGACCAUGAUGGACCAAGGGGGCCUGGUGCAGUUGAAUCUGCCGAAUGCCGCUGAUGACUCUGAAUCCCAUCUAUUCAGCCGGACUAUCAGUGAACUCUCGUCGGGCGCCCAGCUUGGUCUUCCGCUACCCACUCCACCCGUCGAUGGUUCUGGCCAGAAGAACCUGAGUAGUCCGGAGAUGUACUCUCGAGUAGGAAACUAUUCGAUUGACAGCUCACCUACAGUCGUCGCAGACUCGCCGAAGACCCUUGAUGAUGCUACUCCCCUGCCAGCUGCUUUAUCUAUGACGACUCGCCCAGAUCCACCAGUCCGAAAGUCGUCGGUAGCUUCCCAUUUUUCAGGGUCCCUACCGUUGCCCGUGAGCCGCAAGGGGUCUGGCGCUGGUUUUGACCCGCCCAUAAUUGUUUUGGUCGUUGACGACGACCGCCUCACUCGCACCGUCAUGUCUCGAAUGCUGACAAGAUUAGGAUGCCAUGUCUCAACCGCUGAGAAUGGUAAGAUCGCGUUGGAGAUGAUCAUCGGCAAAACUUCGAGGACCAGAGAUGAGCGUAAUCCCAGGGUCUUCGACCCUAGCCCUGACAGUGAAAGAGACCGGACGGAUGAAGAUGGUACAGAGAACGGCUGUGUAUAUGAUGCCGUUUUUCUUGACAAUCAGAUGCCGGUUAUGUCUGGUUUGGAGGUGAUCUCCAAACUUCGAGAAAUGGGUAGGGGUGAUUUCGUCGUUGGAGUUACCGGUAAUGCACUCAUCCAUGACCAGAAAGAAUAUUCCGAGGCGGGAGUGAACCAGUAUGUGACUCUAUAG
Suillus paluster is the source of this 2940-nucleotide messenger RNA. RefSeq names its product Tco5, signal transduction HAMP domain histidine kinase. The coding region runs from base 1 to 2940 and encodes 979 amino acids. Gene Ontology annotation, molecular function: histidine phosphotransfer kinase activity; phosphorelay sensor kinase activity. Gene Ontology annotation, biological process: protein autophosphorylation; phosphorelay signal transduction system. The record is from RefSeq and is a predicted model, not a curated record. The transcript is spliced from 16 exons. Lineage: Eukaryota; Fungi; Basidiomycota; Agaricomycetes; Boletales; Suillaceae.